AUGACGCGCCCUGGCACCGUCUUUGCGCUGGCUGCCAUCGACAUUAAGGACGCGUAUUUAGAGGUGCCGCAGGUGGAACCGGUUUUAGCAGAUUUACCUCGGGAUUAUUCCGGUAGUGGUCGGUACAUAUUCCUGCGUUGUAUCCCUGGUCAGCGGGACGGUGCACAGCGCUGGUUUGACUUUUAUGUCAACUUCCUUCAUGAAGGUCUUACCCUGGAGACGUGUACGGUGAGUCCAGCGGUGAUGAAAACUAAGGAAGGGCCUUUGAUGCUACACGUGGAUGAUAAUUUGGUUCUGUGUCCUUUGACAUGGUUGCAUGAUACACUGGUACCGCUGAUAAAAUCACGAUUCCAGGCUACAGUGGAGAUUGCGUACCGCGUCGGUGAUCAAAUCAGCUUCCUCAAACGAGUGCACACGCUGACUGAGACCGGCAUGAAGAUUGCGAUCAGUGAUCAGUAUGCGAGAAGCAUGGCAAAGAUUCUUGAAAUUCGUGGUGGGACGGCUCAAACCCCAGAUCUUGCAGAGUUCAGUGGGCAUGACACGUCACAGGUGUUGUCCGAGCAGCAAGCAUCCAAGUACAGAUCAGUGAUCGGGAUUGCGCUUUAUAUUUCGGCCGACAGGCCAGACAUUGCACACAGCGUCAGAAAGCUCUCUGCUGUGAUGACACGUCCGACUGCUUUGGCAUGGCGUGCUGCAAUUCGAUUGACCCAGUACAUGUUGGCCACAUCCUCAUAUGCAUUGCAUCUUGAACCCGGGGAGCCUGGGACCUCUAUGUUGCAUGGAUGUGUUAGCGCAGGCAGUGAUCUGGUGGAGUGCUUCACGGAUGCCGAUUGGAGCGGUAGCACAGCAAGGCCGAUCGCAAGUCAAUUGGAUCAGCCACCCAUUGCAUCAAUGGUGCGGUGGUUUACUUUGCCACGAGGACUCAACGAUCAGUGUGCGGCAAAGCAGGCAAAGCACAUUGCGGGGAGAUUGUUAUGGAUACAGGAUUAUGUGAAGCGUCAGGUCUUCAAGGUGAUGCCGGUGAGUUCGGCAUACAACCUUGGUGACAUUGGGACCAAGGCUCUGGCAAAGGCCAGGUUGCGCUCACUGAUGUACAUGCACAACUUCAUUGAUGCUUCAAGUGAUGAGCGAAUCGGCAAGUUCGAAUAUGAGCAGAUGCAACAACAAGAGUAUGUGAAGGCGCAGAUUAAGAGGGUAAAGAAGAGCGUGAAUACUUCCACGAAGCUUCAUUCGAACAUCUUCAUGGUCAUGUGCAACUUGAUGCCGCUUUUGACUGAUGCGACAAAGCUUUCUGCCCCUACGGUGAGUGGUGGAUAUGCGAGCUACAUGUUUCCACUUUGCAUGGUUCUUUUGGUGGCGCUUUUCGCUGCACGGGCCUUGGGCCUGAACGACUUUUCGACUUUGCGCUUGAGCAUUGAUUUUCAGUACGCACCGCAAGCUUUGGAUGUGAAUGGCUAUGUUAUGCAAUGCUUUGCAUUUGCCUUUAUGCUUAUCGGCUUCAUGCAGGGCGUGAGUGCUGAGCAGUACGCGAGCUUGGCAUUGAUGAUCACGUGCGGUGCUCUGUGGAAUGAGAACAGAAAAUUGAGUAGAGUUCUGGAAAACCCAGCGGCCUUAGUUGUACAGGUGCCGGAAGAAGUGUUCGUAACGACACGUGGAGUUUGCUUUCACAAGGGGGGAGAGUGUGCAGAGUGUCGCCUCGUCGUCCGAUUAAUGGCAAUGCCACGAUUGAUCACCUUCUUAAGUGAUUGGGGUGUUCGUCGGCGAUCCAUCGUGUUCGCCAUCGAUCGGUGCGGGGAUGUCACGACUUCCCCCUUCGGCUUUGCCGGAAGGGAAAAUAAGGUUGUUACGCUUUCCAGCGGCGAGGCGGAGUUGGUGGCGCUUACGCAAGUGGUCUCCGAGGCGGUGCUCAUUAAGAAGGCUUGGGCCUUCAUCGUCGACGGCGAAGACGUCAUGCCUUUGGAUCCAGACGUGAUUGCUGCCAAGGAGCUCCGAGUCUUGGCCAUCCUCACGGACACGAACCCCGCUGAUGCAGGUACCAAGGUGCUGGCCGGCAAUCGGAUCAAGGUGCUGUGCGGCAUCAUGGGCAUGGUCGACUCAGGUGGAAACAGGCUGGCCAAUGGGACCGACGAGCGCAACAACAUCCCCAACCACACACGCACCUUCUACGACAUCCUGGUCACGUUGGUCUACGCAAUCCGCAUCUUCCUCGACACCAGCUACGCGGUUGGCUAUAUCAUGGCAAUGUUUGGUGGUGACUGCCUGUACGUGUUUGGCGGCUUGGCUGUGACGGGUGCACUGUGCUACGCCGCCAUCCUCGGCACCCGGUGGCGACUCACCUUGGAAGUGGGAAACCAGGCGGCGUCACUGCAGCAGCCCACAGAACACAGCGCAAGCGAGAAAACGUACGAGGACUAUGCUGAGGACUUGACCGGCUACGAGGUCGACGCCGAGACCGAGGAGAACCACGCCGACGACGCAGAGAUCAAGGAGAACCACACCAAGGACGCAGAGACCCAGAACCACACCAAGGACGCAGAGAGCCGGAUCUUCACCUGA
Messenger RNA from Symbiodinium sp. CCMP2592, 2556 nucleotides. The record is from the annotation of a GenBank genome assembly. Lineage: Eukaryota; Dinophyceae; Suessiales; Symbiodiniaceae.